AAUAUAUUUAUAGGUUUAUUUGUUGUGUGUUAGUAAUAAUCUGUCAUUUAUUUAUUCUUAUAUUACAAAGUGUGACAUUUGCUUUAAAUGCGUUCUGUGCCUAAAUAAAUAAUUGGUUGGAUAUUAAUGUCUUUUUUCCAUCAAAAAAACGUCCUCUCGUCUACAGUCCCCUGAAGGAGGAUGCAGUAGAAUGACGUUCUGUUCAUGUAAUAUCGUCCUCUCAUCUGUGGCCUCUGCAUCCUGAUGUGGCACCCAUCAAUUGCGCCUAUGACAUCACUGAGGCCACAGAGGCGAUGUGUGAUGUGCGAUGUGAGAAGAUGAAGGUUGGUCCCAUAGUACAGAUGAUGUCGAGCACUUCCAGGACGAUCCUGUGUGCUGAUGACUGUGAAACAUCAAACCUGUCUGGCAUCUCCUUGAAGCUGUACUGGUUGGCCAUGUACCACAGGAACAGCAGCACUUUCUGUGUCACGGGUGCUGGUGGUAGACCUGGACUAUGUUCCUUUGUUAAGCCGCUCUCCUGCAGCUUCACCAGGAGAUAUUCAAAAUGCGGCUUGGUGACUCUGAAAUGGCGUGAAAAAGCGCAGUCCUCCAUGUUCUGCAUGGCCUCCCACUCUGUUCCAGUCCUCAGGAUGAGCUCAGCAUUGUGGAUAUCAGUAUCCUAAAGAAAGAGAAAACUGUAUUUAAGUCAAUAAUACUGUAUUAUUUCUAAUUCAUUUGAGCAGCUCCGGAGAAAUUUAUUCUAGGAAAAGCUGCUGUGAAUUAGUAAAAAAUGUCUGUGGAGAACGAGGAGGAACUUUGUGGACAACGCAAACUCCUGGACGCUGUUUUCAAGCCUGAAGCAGACGUCCAGCUGCUGGUGAGUAAAGAAGAGGUUCCCCCUGAACAGCAGGAGUUGAGGCCCACCAUGGACCAGGAGGACCCACCAGAGCCCACACACAUUAAAGACGAACAGGAGGAACUCUGGACCAGUCAGGAGGGAGAGCAGAUUCGAGGGCUGGAGGAGGCUGAAAUCAUCAAGUCCCCUUUCACUCCUGUGCCUAUGAAGAGUGAAGAAGAUGAUGAAGAAAAACCUCAGUCCUCACAGCUUCAUCAAAGACUAACUGACCAGAUGGAAACAAAAACUAAUGGAGAUGACUGUGGAGGACCAGAACCAGCCAGGAACUCAGAUCCAGAUGGACAUUUUCAACCUGAGGUUGAUGACAAGAUGUCCCACUCUGAACCUAAGACUGAUGACAGUUGUGAUUGGGAGGAGACCAGGGAGCCUCAGUCAGGUUCAAACCCUCUGCAAAGCAAUGAAGUACCUCUGCAGGAACACAAUGGACUUCAAACACCAGAGCUCCCACACAUAAAAGAGAACUGGAGCCCCAGCAUGGACCAAGAGGACCCACCAGAGCCUCUACACAUUAAAAGAAAGUGGAGCUCUAGCAUGGACCAAGAAGAUGACCUACCAGAGCCCACACACAUUAAAAGAAAGUGGAGCCCCAGCAUGGACCAGGAGGACCCACCAGAGCCCCCACACAUUAAAGAGGAACAGGAUGAACUCUGGACCAGUCAGGAGGGAGACCAGAUUCGAGGGCUGGAGGAGGCUGAAAUCAUCAAGUCCCCUUUCACUCCUGUGCCUAUGAAGAGUGAAGAUGAUGAUGAAGAAAAACCUCAGUCCUCACAGCUUCAUCAAAGACUAACUGACCAGAUGGAAACAGAAACUGAUGGAGAGGACUGUGGAGGACCAGAACCAACCAGGAACUCUGAUCCAGAUGGACAUUUUCAACCUGAGGUUGAUGACAAGAUGUCCCACUCUGAACCUAAGACUGAUGACAGUUGUGAUUGGGAGGAGACCAGGGAACCUCAGUCAGGUUCAAACCCUCUGCAAAACAAUGAGGUACCUGGACGUGAUCAGGAAUGUAGUACUGGAACAACAUCAAGUAGCUCCUCUGAAUGUGCAACAAGCUCUGGCCACAAUGGACUCCAAACAGGAGUGAAACCGUUGAGUUGCUCAGUUUGUGGUAAAACCUACCUCCGGAAGAACAAUUUAACCUGUCAUAUGAGAUGUCAUUCAGUAAAAAUCAUUUACAGCUGCUCAGUUUGUGAAAGAAAUUUUAUUUCUGAAAGCGUUUUGUCCAGACACAAGAGAAGCCACACAGCGGAAAAGCCAUUUUGUUGCCCAGAUUGUGGUAAAAGGUACAGCUUGGAGAAGGUUUUUAUGACUCAUAUGAGACUUCAUUCAGGAGAAAAGCGUUUUAGCUGCUCAGUUUGUAAAGAAACUUUUCCAUGCAGAGGAGAUCUUGGGAAGCACAUGGAAGACCACAAAAACAGGAACAAAGGAUACGGCUGCAGUGUUUGUGGCAAAAGAUUCUCUAGGUGGUCCCAGCUCAAUAGCCAUCAGUGUGUUGUUUUGGAGGAGACAAGGAAACCUCAGUCAGGUUCAAAGCCUUCACAAAACAAUGAAGUACCUGUAAGUGAUCAGGAAUGUAGUACUGUAAAAACACCAAGUAGCUCCUCUGAAUGUGCUACAAGCUCUGGCCACAAACCCAAUGAAGUACCUGUAAGUGAUCAGGAAUGUAGUACUGUAAAAACACCAAGUAGCUCCUCUGAAUGUGCAACAAGCUCUGGCCACAAACCCCAAACAGAAGAGAAACCAUUUCGUUGCUCAGUAUGUGGUAAAACAUAUGUUCUGGAGAACACCUUAAAGAAACAUAUGAGACUUCAUUCAGAAACACAGUUUUACAGAUGCUCAAUUUGUAAUCAGACUUUCAUUACCGAAAGCAGUGUGUCCAUACACGAGAGAAGCCACACUGUGGAAAACCCCUUUAGUUGUUCUGUCUGUGGCAAAGGAUUCACACUAAAGCAAGAACUGAGGCGACACAUGAAAGCAGGGCUGCACUUAACAGUUGUUUCUUAAUCCGUAAAUCUAAACAUUAUUUCUUUCUUAGUUCAUUAAAGGUGGAGUAAGUUAUUGUAAUACAAUACAUGUCUUUUUGACAGAUUUAGUUAAUAUCUCCUCAUGAUCCGUUAGCUGUCCGUUCUGUGUGUGAACGAUGAAAACAGAUCCGGUGUACUCAGCCAUUUAUGGUCUGAUGUGCCGGCUCUUGAAAUCUCGUCCUCUCAGCAUGUUGGCUUUAAGUUCGCUUUUGCAGCUGCAACUGUAAUGACAGUAUGCUAAGAUACAAGUUAGCUAACGUUGUCUAUGAAGAUUCUCAGUCAUCCAGGUCAU
Molecule: messenger RNA, 3211 nt
Organism: Micropterus salmoides (largemouth bass)
Lineage: Eukaryota; Metazoa; Chordata; Actinopteri; Centrarchiformes; Centrarchidae
Product: zinc finger protein 572-like
Exons: 3
Coding region: 770-2899 (709 amino acids)
Biological process (GO): regulation of transcription by RNA polymerase II
Cellular component (GO): nucleus
Molecular function (GO): RNA polymerase II cis-regulatory region sequence-specific DNA binding; DNA-binding transcription factor activity, RNA polymerase II-specific
Source: RefSeq, a predicted model, not a curated record